AUGGCUUCAGUCAUGAUGUCCGAUGUUAUCGACUCAGAUAUUGGCCCAUCCAGCCGGACUGGUACUCCCGGAGCCCGCUCCAGACGCAGGGGGUCACAAGGGUCUUCAGCUCGACCACGAGGCCCUCCAACUGAAAGUGUUGGGCCCAUGAGUGAUGAUGAAGGCUUUGCGGAUGAUCAGAUUCCAGUUGGAUCUAGUCGACCCAGGAGAAACGAUCGCAACAUUCCCAGAGUGGAGGAUGCUAUCGGACAAUACGUCCAAAUCAACUUUGAGGAUUUCCUCGAGCAAUUCGUCGAAGAUCCAGUAUCAUCAGGAGCACCUCCAUCGAGUGCUGUCACGACAGACAAGUACUAUAUUGCUCAGAUCCAUGGUCUGAGAACAUACCAGCUUUCCACGCUCUAUGUCGACUAUACGCAUCUUGCACAGUGGAAGGGGGGUGCGCUGGCUGUGGGAAUUGUUGAGGAAUACUACAGAUUCCUACCUUUCUUAACGAAAGGCCUGCAUACCAUGAUUGCAAAAUACGAACCUCGAUACUUCCGAGAUCAUCGCCAACCAGUAGCAUCAAGCAACCAGACCUCGUCUGGUGCCAGUAACGCUGCUUCUGCAAGUCAAUCUGAUUUUCAGGGCGACAAAACCCCAAAUCAACAGACUGACAAGUUAUUCGCCCUCGCCUUUUACAACUUACCUCUCGUCACUCGUAUCCGACACCUCAGGACUAACAAUAUCGGUCAACUGCUUUCAAUUUCUGGCACAGUCACCAGAACCUCCGAAGUCCGGCCAGAACUCUCUCUCGCAACGUUUAUUUGCGAAUCCUGCCGGAGCACCGUUCCCAAUGUCGAGCAGACCUUCCGAUACACUGAGCCAACCCAGUGCCCUAACCUGGAAUGUGGCAAUCGUCAUGGGUGGAGACUAGAUAUCAGGCAGAGUACCUUUGUCGAUUGGCAGAAAGUCCGAGUUCAAGAAAAUAGUUCCGAGAUUCCUACAGGAAGCAUGCCUCGGACCAUGGAUGUUAUUCUUCGUGGUGAAAUCGUGGACCGGGCCAAAGCUGGAGAGAAAUGCAUCUUUACUGGAGCUCUUAUCGUCGUGCCUGAUGUCAGCCAACUUGGCCUUCCAGGCGUUCGGCCAAUGGCCGUACGAGACAACCAGAACAGGAGUGGUGAUGCUAAUGGCGUUACCGGUUUGAAAGCACUUGGUGUUCGAGACCUUACCUACAGACUUGCUUUCCUAGCUUGCAUGGUAACCCCAGAUACCACGACUCCUGGACAAGCGUCGUCUCAACAACUCAAUGGUCAAUCCAGCAAUAUCCUAGCAUCUCUCAACCAAACGGCUCCCAUUGAUCCAAACGAGCCGGGCGAACAUGCACAAGAAGCCGUCCUUGCAUCCAUGACGCAUGCAGAAAUCGAGGAUCUUCGAAAGAUGGUUCACAGUGAUCACAUAUACUCUCGCCUGGUCAACUCAAUUGCUCCUAUGGUUUAUGGGCAUGAAAUCGUCAAAAAGGGCAUCCUUCUUCAAUUGAUGUCCGGAGUCAGCAAAACUACCAAAGAGGGAAUGGCACUCAGAGGUGACAUCAAUAUCUGCAUCGUUGGAGACCCUUCAACCUCGAAAUCCCAAUUCCUCAAAUAUGUCUGCUCCUUUCUGCCUCGUGCUGUUUAUACUUCUGGUAAAGCUUCCUCGGCUGCUGGUCUCACAGCCGCUGUCGUGAAGGAUGAGGAAACAGGAGAGUUUACCAUCGAAGCCGGUGCUCUCAUGCUUGCAGACAAUGGCAUUUGUGCAAUUGAUGAGUUCGACAAGAUGGACAUCAGUGACCAGGUUGCUAUCCAUGAGGCUAUGGAACAACAGACUAUCUCUAUUGCAAAAGCUGGUAUCCAAGCCACUCUCAACGCCCGAACAUCCAUUCUCGCAGCUGCAAACCCAGUCGGGGGGCGAUACAACCGAAAGACUACUCUACGAGCCAACAUCAAUAUGUCUGCUCCUAUCAUGUCCCGUUUCGAUCUGUUCUUCGUCAUUCUCGACGAGUGCAAUGAGAACGUGGAUCGCCAUCUCGCGGAGCACAUUGUGGGGAUCCACCAGUUGAGGGACGAGGCGGUGCAGCCAGAAUUUACCACCGAACAACUCCAACGCUACAUCCGUUUCGCGAAGACGUUCAAACCAGAGUUUACGCCCGAAGCUCGCGAGGUCCUGGUUCAGAAGUACAAAGAGCUUCGAAGCGACGACGCACAAGGUGGCAUUGGACGGAACUCCUACAGAAUCACGGUCAGACAAUUGGAGUCGAUGAUUCGACUGAGUGAAGCCAUUGCCAAAGCCAACUGCGUGGAGGAGAUCACUCCCGAGUUCGUCAUCGAAGCCUUCAACCUCCUCCGACAAAGUAUCAUCUCGGUCGAGAAAGACGACGUGGAGGUCGACGAAGACGAGGACGAGGUCCUGAAUCGUCGGCCACGAGACAUCGAUGGAGACGCGCCGAUGGCGGAUGGCGGUGACGACGAAGAUGGAGAUCACGGCCCCGAUGGUGGAGCAGGUGCAAACGGCAGCACGCCCGCGCCAACGAGCAAGAAGACCAAGGUCACGUACGACAAGUACAUCUCGGUCGUCAACCUGCUAGUGCAGCGAGUCAACGAGGACGAGCUAGGCUCGGGCGAAGGUGUCGAGGGCGAGAAGCUGGUGGAGUGGUAUCUGGAGCAGAAAGAGGACGAGCUAGCAGGAGAGGAGGACUACCACGCCGAGAAGGCACUGGUGAAGAAGAUCAUCAAGCGGAUGGUUAAGGAGAACAUCCUAAUGGAGAUCCGCGGACAAGGUCUCGUAGGCGAGGAUGGACAAGGCAGUUCCACCACUACCGCAGAGCACAGCGUCUAUGUCUUGCACCCUAACUGCGCGGUAGAAGAGUACUAG
Molecule: messenger RNA, 2886 nt
Organism: Amorphotheca resinae ATCC 22711
Lineage: Eukaryota; Fungi; Ascomycota; Leotiomycetes; Helotiales; Amorphothecaceae
Exons: 3
Coding region: 1-2886 (961 amino acids)
Biological process (GO): DNA replication initiation; mitotic DNA replication; double-strand break repair via break-induced replication
Cellular component (GO): MCM complex; nucleus
Molecular function (GO): ATP binding; single-stranded DNA binding; single-stranded 3'-5' DNA helicase activity
Source: RefSeq, a predicted model, not a curated record